AUGAGUACAACAUCCAGUAGGAACAAUGAGGGGAGAGCUCAGAGUGCAGGAGUAGUGAAAGUGAACUCUGUACAGGAAAAGGAGUAUUCCCCCAAUGUGGUGAGAAAUACCAAGUACACACCCUUUAACUUCUUAUUUAAGAACAUUUACGAGCAGUUCCAUCAACCAAUGAACUGCUACUUCCUUUUGAUUGCCAUUCUACAGGGGUUUAAGGCAAUCACGGUGAACAAUCCGUGGACCACGUGGCUGCCACUCAUAUUCAUUUUCGCAGUCUCUGCGACGCGUGAGCUCGUCGAUGAUAUCAAGCGCGCCAAGGCAGACACUAAAGCGAAUAACAAACUGGUGAAGAAGCUCUCCGAAGGGAGCGUGAUCGAAGUACCAUCGAAAAACCUGCAUGUUGGAGAUGUGCUCUUCAUCGAGGAGAACGAGGAGAUUCCCUGCGACUGCGUCGUUCUCUACAGCAGCAACGCGAACGGCAUCUGCUACAUCCAAACAGCGAACAUCGAUGGCGAGACCAAUCUCAAGCUCCGCUGCGCGCCUUCGCUUACGCAGAAAAAGCUCGAAAAGUGCAGGGAUUACGAAGGCGUCGCGAACGCCAUCCACAAUAUGGACGCCAUGACCAUCGAGUGUCCGCCUCCCAACUCGCGCAUCUACGAUUUCCCCGCGGUUCUGCGUCAAGGCGAGGAUUCCACGGCUCUGGAUGCGUCUUCGCUGUUUUUGCAGGUCUGCCAUCUCUGCAACACGCGUUACAUCUUCGCAGCGGUGGUUUACACUGGAAAUGAAACGAAAUUCGGACAAAACAAGGAUGUGCCGGAGAUGAAGCUCACGAAGAGCGAUCGCAUGAUUAACUGGUUCACGGUCGUUUUGUUUUGUUUUCAAUUAAUUCUCGCGGUUCUUCUGGGCGCGAUGGGCAUCCGCAAUCUAUCCACGAUCCCGAAGUGGUAUAUCGGUAACCACGAGGGAGAAAAUGGAUGGCUCGAUUAUAUCGUGGUCCCUCUGCGUUUUUUGCUUCUCAACAGCUCGAUGAUUCCGAUCUCGUUGAAAGUGACGCUGGAGGUGUGCAAAGUCAUUUAUUCGAUGUUUAUCAACAUGGACGAGCAGUUGUACGCAGUGCGGAGGCGUAGCGAUAACGUUCACUGCAACUCCAGCUGCCUCAGCGAGAAUUUAGGGCAAGUGCGGUACAUCUUUUCGGACAAAACGGGGACGCUGACGAAGAACGAAAUGAUUCUGAAAUAUUGUCGUGUUUGGAACACGCCGUACCUCCACACAUCAAUUCUCUUAGCUAAAGAGCUUCUGGACGACUUCCUGCGCUGUUUGCUGCUCUGCAAUUCCAUCGUCGUCGACAACGGCGUCUACAAGUGCGAUUCUCCCGAUGAGCUCUGUCUGGUCUCCUACUGCCGCUAUCUCGGCGGAACGCUUCUCUCCAAGCAAGGCAGCCACACCCGAAUCCUCCUAAACGGGGAAACGGAGAACUGGAUCGUCCAGAAGGAACUGGAGUUCUCUUCCGAGCGCAAACGAAUGUCCGUUCUGGCCUGCAACCCCGCGUUGAACCGCUAUCUUCUCUUCUCCAAGGGCGCCGACGACAUGAUUUUGGCGCGCUCGCGAAGAACCGGCGAAUGGAACGGCCUCGACCUCGCUCAAAACGUGGAAACCAUCGUGGAAACGCUGAGAGAAUACGCGGAUAAAGGGCUGCGAACGCUGGUCAUGGGCGUUCGCAAUCUGGACGAAACCGAAUAUAAAGAAUUCGUUUCGAAGGUCGAGGAAGCGUCGAAAGCCAUGGAGAACCGCGAGCAAGUCAAGAGCGAAUGUUACGACGCGAUCGAGCGCUCGCUUCUCCCGCUGGGCAUUUCCGGGAUCGAAGACUUGCUUCAAGACGACGUGGAGCCGACGAUCCGCUAUCUGCGCGCGUGCGGGAUCAGCGUGUGGAUGAUCACCGGAGACAAGCCCAACACGGCGAUCAGCAUCGGUCGUUCCACGGGGAUUAUCGAUCCGCAGACCCCCGACCGCGCGAUCCUGCUGCUCGACCGCACGCCGGAGCUCCGCGACGCGCAGGCCGUGCUGGCCCGCCUCGCCGAAUGGACGCGCGACGUCGACGCGCAUCCGACGCUGCCGUUCGCGCUCUGCGUGACCGGAAACAUGUUCUCUUUCAUCACCUCCACGCAGCCGUCCAACGCGUGCCCUGAUUCCCUCACCGACGCGCUCGUCGCGCUCGCCAUGCGCGUGCACUCCGUCAUUUUCUGCCGCGUCUUCCCCAAGCAGAAAUCCGAAGUGGUGCUGCUGAUGAAGAAGCGGACCGGACAGGUGACGCUGGCGAUCGGCGACGGCGGGAACGACGUGAUUAUGAUCCAGAACAGCGACGUGGGGGUCGGGAUCGUCGGGAAGGAGGGGCAGCAGGCGGCGCGCGCGGCGGAUUACGUGCUGAGCGAGUUCAAACAUCUGAAGCGGCUGUGCUGCGUGCAUGGAGUGGACAGCGUGAGCCGAUCGUGGACGAUCAGCAACUACAGCUUCUUUAAGAGCGUGAUUUUCUGCGUGCUGCAGACGUCGUACGCGAUGUUCUCGUCGUAUUCCGGCGUGUCGCUGUUCAACUCGAUGCAGGUCACGCUGUACAACAUCUUUCUGUUCAUCCCGAUCGUGUCCAUGGUCACCAAGCGCGGCUACCAGGAGUCGGAGCUGCUCAAUCGCCCCGCAGUGUAUCGGUAUUACAACGACACCGAUCCACAGAACAAGCAGACUCUCUUCUCCUUCGCGGAGUUCGUCACCUGGGUCGUUAUGGGCGUUCUCCAAGCGCUCAUCGUCAAUUGCGUCGCGGCGCUCAUCGAGGGAACGGGAGCCUACGACGCCAUCACCAACACGGUCUUUUUCGCGAACCUGCUCUCGCAGGAUCUCCUCAUUUUCUUGCUGCUGCCCAACAUCACGUGGCUGAACGUCUGGGCCGUGCUGCUCUGCCACGCACUGAUGUGGCUGGUGUGCUUCGUCUGCUCGUCGGUGACGGGGCUCUCGGGGUUCGUGCCGUACAUGUCGAUGCAGUUUGCGAACGCGCAGAUGCUUCAUUGGGUGAGCUAUCUCGUGUUGGUGCCGCUGUCGAUGUAUGUGUUCUUGGGGAAGAAGAUCUUUGGGAACAAGCCGGUGGAGCGGAGGGAGGAGAAGGCGAAGCGAUGAAGGAGCGUUUGAUCGGAGUCCAAUGCGAUUUUGGAGCCGUUUUUUUAUUAUAUAUUUAUAUAUGUAUCAAUAGAAUUC
This is a messenger RNA of Blastocystis hominis, 3237 nucleotides long. RefSeq lists its product as hypothetical. Gene Ontology annotation, biological process: phospholipid translocation. The record is from RefSeq and is a predicted model, not a curated record. The transcript has 13 exons. The coding region runs from base 1 to 3159 and encodes 1052 amino acids. NCBI's taxonomy places the organism in Eukaryota, Bigyra, Opalinata, Blastocystidae. Gene Ontology annotation, cellular component: plasma membrane. Gene Ontology annotation, molecular function: ATP hydrolysis activity; ATP binding; ATPase-coupled intramembrane lipid carrier activity.